This is a messenger RNA of Larimichthys crocea (large yellow croaker), 3141 nucleotides long. RefSeq names its product myosin light chain kinase family, member 4a (gene mylk4a). The record is from RefSeq and is a predicted model, not a curated record. The coding region runs from base 492 to 2960 and encodes 822 amino acids. The transcript is spliced from 15 exons. NCBI's taxonomy places the organism in Eukaryota, Metazoa, Chordata, Actinopteri, Sciaenidae. Gene Ontology annotation, biological process: positive regulation of apoptotic process; protein phosphorylation; intracellular signal transduction. Gene Ontology annotation, cellular component: nucleus. Gene Ontology annotation, molecular function: ATP binding; protein serine/threonine kinase activity.
UUUGACACCUAGCAUGCGAGUGACGGUGGUGGGGUUAACACUUAAAUGCUCUCAUAUAUCUCAUAGCUCUAAACAGUGCCAAACACCCACCCCAAACACUUGACCCCUGCUGACGUAGGUUGGCCAUUUACUUUUAGGGACACCGGCUCACUCCAUUCUUAAUACUAUUUCUAGUGAAGAGAGAAGCAGGCACCAGGGAUAAAGUGUGAGAGAAAUAGAGAAGUCAAGCUCACUUUACUUGAGUUUUCAGUUUUUGAAGUUUUAAAUCCUCAUCUGCGUUGCUGGUGUUUGGGGAUUUUUGACCUUGAACCACUUUUGUUCCACUUUUCCACUUUUCUGUAUCUCAAUUAGUUUGCAAACCAACGGGGUCACCGAAGGGUAGAGCUGGCUACGAUUUUUGAAAAAGUCUUUUUGUCUGUCUCACGGACGUUAUUGAUACGAUUUUUGUCUCAAGUUGGUGUCUUAACGUGAUUUUUAUAUCACCGUAAGCCAUGAGUACCUUGAUAAACAACACAGUUGGAGAGGGCAAUGGCUCAAAAUUUGACCUCAUCCAAAAUUGGAUUGAGUCGGUGAGCGGCAAGAUGGACAAACUCAUCAACAUCCAAGAAAAGGUCCUCAACCGACUAGAUGGAAUGUCUCAUGACAUUGACGGCAUUGAAAAGGAUAUGGAGAAUCUGAAGGUUGACAAGGAGGAGAUCCAUUUUCCACCAAAGAUGAUGAACCAAACGAAGGUCAUGGGGCUAGAAGUGAGAGAGAUCUGUCAGGAGAUGAGCACCAUAAUGUCAGCGGUGAACCAGCGUUCCGAGCAGCAGGCUCAGAAGCUUGAGGGGAUGGAAAAACUGGUCCUCAGCAUGCAGCAGGUGAUCAGCUUCAUUGGGGAGAAGGUGAAGAGUUCGAAGGUUAUGGAGCUGAUGUUCAAGGACCCUGCAGCUCAGAAAGGCUCCAAAACUAAAGACAAUAAAGGCAAGCAAACCAGUAAGAGAAAAUCAUCUGGAGAUACUGUAAACAAGAAUCUUGACAAGAAACCUACCUCUAAUAAAGCCAGUAAAAGGAAACAGGAGAUAAUUCCUGCAUGUGAGCCCAGUUCUCCACAGCCUUCUCACAAGAUAAAGCUCCAUGGACCAAAGCAUUUCCUCGCCUCUCGCAAAUGUGGAAACUUUUUUAAGGACCACAGAGGUAAGGAUGGGACAGAUAAGCCCUGUUUGAGCCCCAAAGGUCUGAAAGUCCAAAAGAAGAUGAAGCCGCCAGACACAGCAGAAAAGCAGGUGUCGAAGAAACAGGUGUUGUUACUUGAAGAGGUGCAGAAACUCAACAGUGAGAAUGCAGAGAAGUCAGGUCAGCUGCUUACCACUGGAUAUCUGGAUCUUGAGGCUGGAGUGCCCCCUAAAGACCAAAAAUCUGACGCCCCUGCUCCCAGCUUGGUAGACUACCUGCGUGAAGAUUCUCAAGUGGCUGAGAAAGAUGAGGAGGUUAGUGAGGAGGAGAGUGGGGAAGAGACAGAGGAGGCAGAGGUUACAGAGGAGGAACCCAUGCUUGAUGUUGAGGAUGGAGUGAAAGAGAAAGAGGAAGAAACACUCACAGUCCAAGAGGAAAAGAAGAAAGAGGAUGAUGAAGAAGUAGCCAAAGCUCCAGAGGUCCCUGCUGCACAUAAAGACAAUAAAGAGCAAGAUAAAAGCAGAGAUGACACCAAAGAUGCCUCCCCAUCUCUAGAGGCCAAGAUUUCAGAGGUCGGCAGCACAAUUACCAAAUCCUUUGUGACAGAGGAACACUUUGUGGUGGAGCAACACACAAAAACGCAAGUGGUGGAGGUGGUGCAGGAGGAGAACAGGAAGGAAAACAACGAGGAGGACGAACAGGAGGACGAACAGGAGUCUGGCGGAUGGGCCGUCUUCAAAGCAGAUGGAGUUGAAUUCCAGAUAGACCUAAAACAAAGGGUGGAGAGAGAAAGAAAAGACAACAAUGCAGAAGAUGAUGCCGAAAAGGAGGAUGAUGAUGACGACGAUGCAGAGCGGUACUAUAUCGACACCACACCUCCUCCAGCGGCUCCUUUUAACCACCGCAUCAUUUCUGCCAAGCCCAACCAGAUCAUCAACUUCUACACCAUCAACUGGCAGGAGGUCCUGGGCGGUGGUCGUUUUGGCCAGGUGCACAAAUGUGUUGAAAACUCUUCUGGUCUCACUUUGGCAGCAAAGGUCAUCAAAGCAAGGAGCGCGAAAGAAAAGGAGGUGGUGAAGAAUGAGAUCCAGGUCAUGAAUAAUCUGGACCAUGCCAACCUGAUCCAGCUCUAUGCAGCUUAUGAGUCAAGGAAUGACAUCAUCCUUGUACUUGAAUAUGUUGGUGGAGGGGAGCUGUUCGACAGGAUCAUUGAUGAAAACUACACUUUAAUGGAGCUGGACGCUGUCGUGUUCAUCAGGCAGAUCUGUGAGGGUCUGCAGCACAUGCACAAAAUGUACAUCCUACAUCUGGACUUGAAGCCUGAAAACAUUCUGUGUGUGAGCAGAAUCACAAACAAGAUCAAAAUCAUUGACUUUGGCCUUGCUAGGAUAUACAAACCACGGGAGAAACUGCGAGUAAAUUUUGGCACUCCAGAGUUCCUCGCCCCAGAAGUCAUCAACUACGACUUUGUGUCAUUCAACACGGACAUGUGGAGCCUCGGUGUCAUCACCUACAUGCUUCUGAGCAGUCUCUGUCCCUUCCUUGGUGACGAUGAUAACGAGACUCUGAAUAACAUCUUGGCCUGCAAGUGGAGCUUUGAGGAACAAGAGUUUGUUGAUACAUCUCAAGAAGCCAAAGACUUCAUCUCCAGACUGCUCAUCGUGAAUAAAGGCUGGAGAAUGGGGGCAUCUGAGGCCUUAAGACAUCCUUGGCUCGCUGACCCAGUCCUUCAUCAUCGCCUUAAUACAAAGAAAACCAUGUGCCGAUCACGGCGAUCAUCGUGCGUGCCCCAAACUGAUAGUUGAGGGCUACAAUGACGUGACGGCUCCAGCUGUGACCACUCGGACCAACCCUCCUGUCCAUGUUAAAUUACUGAUUUCGAGUCCGUGCACCUGAGGCAUGGGCUGAAAUUCUGGCUACCCCACAAACCUUUUCCUAACAUGUGAUCCACUGUGUUGUGUUAAUGUAAGCAAUAUAUAUAUAUUA